CGUUCGAGAAUAACUGGUGGCGGCAAACGUCGUAAACAUCCGAAGGUUAAUGAGCUCAUAGGGCGAUACGAUGUAAGAAUCGAGGAAUAAAAGUUUUAAACAUGUCUCAGGAACCUAAGCCAGUCUUAGCAGAAAUCUGGCCGACAGAUAUUUCCGGAACUAAAUAUGGCAUAACUGUGGCAACAGUGUCAUCUUUAGUAUUUUAUUUGUUUAGUUUGAUUAGCGAGUUUGUCACGCCUAACAAAAUCGUAGAGAAGCAACGAUGGAGAUGGAAAAAUAUAUCUGUUUCUCUCAUUCACGCUAUAAUAAGUGGAAUAUGGUCCGUGUUAUGCUUUGCAGAAGAACCAAAAAUGAUGGAAGAUUUAAUACAAACAAGCACUGUUACAGGGCACACGCUUAUUUCAGCUUCUGUAGGAUACUUUUUAUAUGACAGCAUUGACAUGUUGAUAUAUCAAAGAACAAGACAGUCACUAGAACUCCUUCUACAUCAUGUAGUGAUCAUAUCAUGUUUUGGUCUAGCCAUACUGACAAAGCUUUAUGUGGGAUAUGCAGUGUUGGCACUUGUUGUGGAAUUAAACAGCAUAUUUCUUCACACCAGACAACUUCUGCAGUGCCUGGGUUUCUCUAGAACUAAUAGCUUUUACAGGCUUAAUAGCCUUAUUAAUUUAGGUACAUUCCUUGGAUUUAGAAUUCUAACAUUGGCCUGGAUGACCCGAUGGAUUGUGAUCAACAAAGAUUUGGUACCUCUUGUGUUCUAUUCUAUGGGCAGUUUAGGCCUUGCCAUUAUGACGGUGAUGAAUAUCAUACUGUUUUAUCGCCUUUUAAAUAGCGACUUUCUGAGGAAGAAAGAAUCAACUAGAAAAGAGGAAUAGGUCUAUAGCUAGUUCAUAUAUUCAAGGUUAUCAGACUACCUCAGUACAUUGAGAUGAGAACUGUAUCCAGAGAUUUGUUAGGAAAGAAAACUUUAUGGGUUUUCAGUGUCUUGAUAGAUUCAAGGAAAAAUCAGGGCAUGUAUGGAAUUUUAAUCAGAUGUGUUUAUUCAAUUUUUUUAUUCCAAUCCGUUGAUUUUAUUUAUGUUAUGAAGAAAUGAAAACUCCCAUUACAAUGGGGAUUUUACUCUUGGUGCUUGUCAGGCUAUAGGUCUACAUGGCUGUGCUUAUUGUUGUUAUCUAAGCAAGAUUUACAUGUUCACUAAUUACUGCCCAAAUCUAGUAAUUCAUUGUCUCACAUUGAAGUGAAAGUGAAAACGUUUAAAAUUUAGGACCUUUACAGAUCAGCCAUAGAAAAUGAUGGGGUAUGACAGAGAGUGAUGGCUUAGUUGUUAAGGUGACUGCCUCUCCACCUAAAGACUGUGGGUUCAAACCCUACUUAGGCCACUACCAUGUUGUCUCCAAUGAUGACAGUACUGAAAGUUUGAGAAUGGUAUAGCUAAAUUAAAAUAUUGUUAAACACAACAUAGUUUAUAAUUAAAUCAGCUGUUAUACACAUGAAAAUAUUAACAUAAUGUUUGUUAACAGCAGCUAGAAAUUAACUUAGUUACUCAAUUUUAGAUUUUAUAUUCUGUAAAAUAGGUAUUUUUAUGGGUAUCAGUGUAUAUAACUUUCUGUAAAUUUCUAAUAUUUUCAAAAAUAAAAAAUAAAUUUUGUAUUUUGUAUGAUGAGCAUACGAUAUUGCUUUGAACAAUCAGUCAGCUAUGUAAAAAAGUCAAUUUAUGUGUCAUAAUUAAAGGCCUAUAUUUAAAUAUAAAUGAUCAUUGAAUCUUCACACUACUUUUUGCUGCUAAACAUGAUAUGCUAAGAAUAGAAACAUUGAAAGUUAUUGCAAAUUAUAUUCAAGUGUAUUGGCUAUGGUGGCUGUUUCACAGAAUUUUAGUAUUAUGAACAACAUUAUAUGCUUUGAUAAGUAAGUGAUAAUUGAUGGAAAUAACAUUUAUUUCUUUAUCAGUUUGAAUGGGAUAUAAUACGUACUAAAGGGAAAAUUAAUACCUUCUCAUUAGCCCUUUUAUGCAUUUGAAAGGUAUGAAAUAUUAACUCACAUUCCACCAACUUCGGGUUACUUUUGUGUAUAAGCAUACAGAAUCACAAAACUACGACAGCAUGUACUAACAGCACCCAAACAAAAUAAUAUGAUAGCACACUUGCACACAAGAUCAUGACAUCCUCACAAAAAUUUCACAAUACCCACCAUGCCCAAACAAAAUAAUGACAUCCACACAAAAGUCUGACAAAACCCACCAUGCCCACACAAAAUAAUGACAUCCACACAAAAAUCUGACAAUACCCACUAUACCAACACAAAAUAAUGACAUUCACACUAAAAUCUGACAAUACCCACACUAAAUAAUGACAUUAACUCUAAAAUCUGACAAUACCUACACAAAAUAAUGACAUUCACACUAAAAUCUGACAAUACCCACACAAAAUAAUGACAUUCACACUAAAAUCUGUCAAUACCCACACAAAAUAAUGACAUUCACACUAAAAUCUGACAAUACCCAAACAAAAUAAUGACAUUUACACUAAAAUCUGACAAUACCCACACAAAGUAAUGACAUUCACUCUAAAAUCUGACAAUACCCACACAAAAUAAUGACAUUCACACUAAAAUCUGACAACAUCCACACACUACUAACAUCACCCACAUGAAGUUCUUAUAGUUCUGUAGAAUGUUUGUUUAUAUUUAAUGCCUGACAAACCCUACCGUUUGCAGCAAUUUUGUGCUUGAAACAAGAUAUAAAAUAAUUAAAAGUGAUGUCAUAUGCCAUGUGAUAUGAUCACUCUGUUACUGUGUAACAAAUAAAUACAGAAAAAAUGUGAAAAUAAAAUCAUAAGAACAAUUUUAAAUCAAGUUGUUAGUAAUAGAUUCAGUUAAAUAGAAAAAUAUAGUUCAUUGUUAUUGAAGUUUUAACAGUAGAAAUUUGUUACAGGAAAUUCAUGUAAUUGAUAUAAAUGAAAUGGCAUAAUUGCUUAUAUUGUAUUGAUUUUCCAUAGGACAAACAAUAAUUUGUGGUAUUGUACAUGAUUAUAUAUAAUUAAACAUUUUAUGAUGUUUGUAGGCAGUUGAAAGUUAAUUCUCACAAAUUAAUGGUUGUUUUUUAUUUUAUGUAGCAUCAUGGUUACAUACAUGUUAUGUUUUCUAUUCUAAUGAACAUUGUAUAAUAUUGAACAAUUUUUUUACUGCAUACAUGCAGUGUAUGAUGAAUUCCUUAUUAAUAUUUUGAUAUAAUAUUUUUGACUUUUGUGAUUUGAUAUGAGUUUUCUUUUCUGUUUCCUUUCUUUGUGGUUAUUUAUUUGGUAUGAUUUGUAGUUGUGAAAUCAAAAUUCCAUUUAUUAUGUUUGUUUUAUAUGAAAGUUUGUACUAUAGAGUUAUGUGAUGUAUAAGGUAUUUGCUGUUUUUGUCUGAUUUAAACUAUGGUACAAUGUAUCACAGUCAUUAUUUGUUGUAUAAGAUUUAUACACAAUAUACACGUUAUGUAUGUCUCGCCUUAUUCAUGAUCAUUUGGCAAAGACAUCAAUCAAAACUUUAUCUUCAAACUUAUUUAUGGCAUUGAUAUUCUCUUUACAUUUCUUAGCCCGUUUCAUUGCUUAUAUCCAUAAAUAGAUUUGUUCUGUUUUUGCAUUUUAAAGUGAUUAUUACUGAUUUCAGGGGUUAAUUUAUGUAAAAGGUUGAAGUACAUUUUUUGACAGUAUAAUUUGGUUUCUUCUAAGAUGGUUAUAAUGUUAACUGGUCUUGUUCAUUUGGUGCUAAAAUCUGCCUUUAUUGUUGCCAGCUCUUCAUUGACUAUUAUUACUAUGGCUGAAGGUAAAAUAAUAAUUCUAGGUUUGUUGAUAUAAACUUAUUUGAGCCGCAUCACAACAAAACCAACAUAAUGGGUUUGAAACAGCAUGGAUCCAGACCAGCCUGCGCAUCCGUGCAGUCUGAUAAGGAUCCAUGCUGUUUGGUAUCAGUUUCUCUACUUGUUAUAGAGUUGGUAAGCGAACAGUAUGGAUCCUGAUCAGACUGCGCGGAUGCGCAGGCUGGUCUGGAUCCAUGCUAGUCGCAAACCCAUUAUGUUGGUUUUGUCAUGACGCGCUCAUUUGUAGUCACCCAGUGAAACCCAUGCUGGUGACUCUCUCCUGAAUAAAGCUUGUAAUUUUGAGGACAAGUGAUUGUAUAUGUAAAGUAACAGUACUAUAAACCUCAGUUUAAAGUUUUAUUAGUACUUUCAGUUGGAACAUUGGGGAAUUAAACCUGCCAAACCCUGGAUUUUUAAUCAUGUAAUGUGGAGUGCACUGAAAAAAGAACUGAGGAAAGAAAAAAAUAACCAUUUCUGCUUGGUUGCCAUAUUUAUAAUGAAAAGAAUUAAGUGAUCAAUUUUUCUGGAAGGAGACCCAGAAUUUAUUUACAAUCUAUUUUACAGUAUGGUAAGACAAAUCUUACCAUAAUUUUAUUAAGAAAAAAAUACUUAAUCAGUGAGGCAUUAUUUUAAGUGCAAUAAAAUUUAGCUAUAUUUAUUUACAAAUGUUAGUUUUAUGAUUUACACAUUAUAAAAUGAUUAUAAUUGUAAAAAAUAUGAAAUAAUCCAAAAAUAGCCUCUCCCCCACCCUACCCCUCACAUUUUUAAAACAAUUUUCCCAACAGCAGCCCAAAAAUCAAAUUGUUUCAACUUUUGAGAACCUUAAUUGGUUUGAUGUGUUUGUUCAAAAGAAGUAUCAGGUUGUAUGAUCAUAAUUAUACAUGUUAAAAAAACCUAAUUAUUCUUUUCAAUUUUGGUAUUUUAUUUAUUAAAAUUUUAUUUUUUAUGACUUUUAUUAAUCAAAAACUUCUAGCAUUUCUUAGAGAAAUCUUCUUCCUUUACACACAAAUAGCAUCCCUGAUUCUGUACCACAUGACCAUCCAUAAUAUUUCCUGUAUUGUACCCGGAGACUGAUGUGUAUUUGAUGUUCAUGAGACAUUUUUUUAAGAAAUUAACUACAAAAGAAUACAUAAUAUUAGGAUUCUUAUUCACAUUCAGGCUUUAGUUAAUAUAAUUUGGAUAUAAUUUGGAUAUAAGAAACAUAGUUUGUGUACAAUAUGGGAUAUAUUUGGACUAGUUACAAAGCUGGAGAAAUCAUAACUGACUUGUCAAUCUAUCAUUUCUCUUGCUGUGCAUUCAUCAAAGCAAAAUUUAGUUAUUCAGCUUGAUGUUAUAAGCGUGUCAAAAUUCAGCAAUAUUCAAUUUUCCCAGAACUUCCAUUGCAUAAAUCUUGCAAAUUGUUGUUUUAACUUCAUUUAUUUUCAGAAUUUUAGUGUAUAGGUUGAAAUUAAGUACCAAAUUAAAUUUAUUGAUGGAAAUGAUAAUGAAUAUCAGUAAUUAUAAACAGAAAAUUGUGACAGUGUAAUUUUACAAUGUAGUUAUACUGAUCACGAUAGAUAAACUAUCAGAUAAAUGUACCUCUAUCAGUCACCAAAAGUUUAUCAGACACUUGGUAAUUAAAAUUAAGAUAUAAAGAUUAGAAGAGAGAUAUUGUGCUCCUUCAAAGUCAAACAAAUAUCAUACUGAUAAAUUUUGAUUUGGAAAAUUUCAUUAAUUUUACUCAUUUUAGGCCAAAAUUGUUUGGGAAUUUUCCUUUUUCUAUUAAUAAAUUUUGUUUUGUUUAUAAACAUAUUAUUGCUUAGCUAAGAGAAUAGCACAAAGUUAGUUUUUAAAAAAAAAAAGCCAGUUUCAUCUCGCUUGAUCACUCUCAUUUGCUGUGGUUUUUAGUCGGUAGUUACUUUCACAGCGAUAAAAUUAUUGCCUUAAAUUCGUUAAAGGCUAUGAUUUAAGAAAUAAUUAGACCCUGACAAAUAAAAGGAGAGAACAUUAACAUGAGUAAAAAGACUAUGACUCUAUAAAACUGUUAAUGUUUGAUCUACUCUGUCAAACAACAAGGAAGCCUUAAUUUGAACAUUUAUAAUUGUCUAGUUCCCAUUAAUGCCAUCAGCAGCAUUUAGUUAACAACCAGUAAUUUAAACCAUACAUCUAUCUGUAUAAACACCAUGCACACCUAGCAGGUAAUAGCAGAGAAUUUCUAUGAAAAAAUGAUAAUCAACUUGGUAGGUGAGAUCAUGUUUAUGUUAAAAAAAUACAUAUUUAGGGUAAAUGGGUGAAGUCAAGCUUUGACCGUUAUUAUAGGUAAAAGUGAAAAUCAAUAGAGUAAUCUGACCACUAUUUGCUAUAUUCUCUUCAUAUAGGGUGCACAAAAAUGGUAAAUUACCUGGGAAAUGAUGAAAAAGCCAGUAAUAUAGGGACAGAAGGAUAAAGAUUAUUCAUAUAAAAAUCUAAGAUCAGAAAAUUUAGUAAAAUUUAUUUAAUCGUAAUUUUUGUAAACAAUGUAUUGGGAAAUCAACAUUAAAUACUGAUAAAAAGACUAUUAACUAAUUGUACUUUUGCACUUAAAAAUACUUGUUGUUGGCAUUGUUUAUAAUCAUUUAAGUAAUGUUUUAAAAAAAAAAACAUUUUUUUUGCAAAUUUUCUGAGUGACAUAGACUUGAUAGUAUAUAUUUGUAGUAAGGUGAGUGUAAACAUGUUGUUGUUUUUGUGAUCUAUAUAUUAAUGUGCCUUUAUUGUUUAUACACACAUGUUAAAAAUGCAACCAAUAAUUGUAACAGUUAUGCAAGAUUAAGAUGAUGAAACAAAAUGUAGAAGCUUGUCUUUGACUGUCAGUUUCAAAUUUGAAUAUUUACAAAAUUGAUAUAUUUAUACAUGUAAGAAAUGGUUGGAACUUAAUGUAUAUUUACAAUGAUAUAUGACAGGACUGGCUUGUUUUAUAACUAACAUAGGGACAUAGUUGUAACAUACUGGUUUCACAGUUAGGGCUUGUGUGUAUGGGGGUACGGUUAGAAUAACUUUAGAAAUAUGUGUUAUUUAUGCUGCAUUACCAAAUUCUUGCCAAAGAAUUUUCAAAUAUAACAUCUGCCAAAAAAAAUGUAUCUGUAAUGAGAUUUUUUGCAGUGUGUAGAAAUUUAAAGAAUAUUUAGUUUUGAAAGUGUUAUAAUAAAAUUAUCGUAAUUCAGUGUUGUUAAACAUUCCAAUCCAAUAUGUAUUACCUCUAGUGAUUGAUAUUUCCUACAUUUUUAUUGUACAUUAUACAAGUUGUAUUUUGUUUGAUGAUAUUAUUGAUUUUACUAAGUCACUUAUAACUGGUUGAUUCAAUAAGAUUUUGUGCUGUUUUAGGAAGAUAGUCAUACAAAGGGAAGCAAUUUUAAGAGUUAUUGGGGUGGGAAUAAUUAUGAGUUAUUUCCCUUCAUUUAUAGUACACCUACAUAUAUAACAAUAAGACAGGGUUAUAUGGAUGUAGAUAGGUAUGCUGCCUAUUAUUUUGUAUUGACUAUUAUGCUUACUGUAUACACUUACAAGUGAUAUUUUUUUGUCUCAUUAGUAAUGAAAUAUUUUAUAACAAAAUAGUGAAGUCAAUACUGUUACCAAAUAUGUAAUAACUGUUUUACAUGUAUCUGCUAUAAGGAAAUCAAAAUCAAUGUAAACAAAAUCUGCUUUGUAAAGGUAGUAUUUUAUUCAGCACUUCUGAAGGUAUGCAGGGCAGAGCUGACCAUUCCUGGGCAUGCUUAAAGCAUCACUUUUUAUGCAGUUUAACUAAACUAAAAUAUAUUUGACCUAAACAUAAAAUGACUUAAUUUGCACCAUAUUUUAUUGGAAGUACUACUUUUCAUGAAAUAAUAUACAACAUAGCAAUUCAAAGAUCUUCUUUCAUCUGUUAAAUCACCAUUAUUUGUCACCUUAGUGCAGUUACAGAUUAAGUUCUUCUAAAUUGUAAUACGAGUUAGUCAGUUAUUGAGUUAGUCAGUUAUUGUGCUAAGGUGACAAUAUGACCUCUACAAUGCCUGCAGUACAUUAAAUGUAGGGAACAAAAAAAAGAUUUAAUUAAAUAUGUCAUUGUUCACUGGUUGUUGUGUCAAACGUUUUAACUGAAUGAUUACCUACCUAUCUGAAGUUUUACCUUAUAUAUGCUAUUAAUUGUGCUGUAUAUCUUUGUGUAUAUUCUAGCCUUUUCAGCUCACCUGAGCAAAUAGUGUUCAUGCAAGCUUUGAUUAUGACUAUGUCUAGAAUGAAAUAUUAGGUGAGCGAGUUAUGACCAUCAUUGUCCUCUUGUUAUAUUUUUUUAUUGUAUGAUUUGCUUGUUCUGUCCCUUAAACCUCAGGUUUAUAUAUUGUAUAACUUUUCAAUAUGAAAAUCAAAAUUAAUUUACAUGUAUAUUUAAUGUGUUAGUAAUUUUUUAAAUUAAAGAUUUUUGAUAGAUUAAAAUACAAGAUUUCAUUUUGUUUCUUUUCUUUUUUUUAUUAAACUAGGGUAAGGUUGCACAAUUUGGAUAUGUUUGAUAUAAAUCAGUUAAGAUAUAGCUGUAAUUUGAUUUUUGUUAAAACCAAGGUAAAAUACUUGUUCAAAUGUGUUUUCUUGGCAUAAGGGGAUAAGUAAUUUGUGUUUAAAAGAUAAUUGUAUACAAGUGGACUUAAAAUGCCUUUUAUAAUGAAGUCAGAUGUGCAGUUAAGUAGUAAUAAGUACAUUUUUUAUUGGGAUAAGGUAUUGGAAUAUAAAAUGUUCUUUAUGUUUAAGAUAUUUGAAUAAGGGGUACCUGUUAUUUCAAUGCAUAAUUUUGUUACAACUCUACUUACUGAAAUACUUUGUUAGUGCAGGGGUAUGCACCCAAAAGAAAUUCUUUUGGUGUGGAUUGUCAGAUGUGUAUUACAUUAUGUAUUUAGUACAAUAAGUAUUAGGUGAUCAUUAAAAUGGCUGGUAGACAAAUAAAUUAUUUUAUGUUAUCACUUUCCAUGGAAGUAGUGCAGCGUACAGAGCCUACAGGAAGUUAUGCCAUUGAAGACUAAAGUUCUAUGUUUAUAUAAAUGGUAGGAUAAGGGAAUGCGGUAUUCAAAUGAUGUACGUUUUAUAUUGAUAACAAUUAUUGAAAUUUUAAAUGUUAAUUAUGAUAUGAUAAUAAUUACUUAUUUUUUUGUUGGAAGACGUUCAUUCGUUGAUUUUCUGUCUCCCUCAGUGUUUCACCGUGUCCAGACAAACAAUUGUUUGUUUAUUAAGAUGUUUGCUAGUUUUAUUGAGAUAAUGUAAAAUGUUGUAGCAGUGUCAGUUGAUUUGUAUUUCAAUACCUCAGCUUAUUCGAUGCUAGUUGUUUCAUUUUAUGUCUUGCUUAGUUGCUGGCAUUUUUAUGUAUUAUAUAUAGAUAUAUAAUUUAUAUUUUUAUCUGUACAUUUCUAGUUGUUUACAAUUAAAGUAAGAUGUUAAUGUGUA
This is a messenger RNA of Ruditapes philippinarum (Manila clam), 9256 nucleotides long. RefSeq names its product TLC domain-containing protein 2-like. Bases 102 to 872 code for a protein of 256 amino acids. Gene Ontology annotation, biological process: regulation of membrane lipid distribution; membrane assembly; phospholipid homeostasis. The transcript is spliced from 5 exons. NCBI's taxonomy places the organism in Eukaryota, Metazoa, Mollusca, Bivalvia, Venerida, Veneridae. Gene Ontology annotation, cellular component: plasma membrane. The record is from RefSeq and is a predicted model, not a curated record.